AUGAGCUACCCCGCCGAGUGUUACCGCGUCUCGUACCGCAGGGCUGGGGGGGACAGCCCACGGGGUUCGGCGGCCCGCCUGGGCUCCGGCAGCCGGCUCCCCGCCGCCAGAGGCGGGAAGAAGGGGAAGGGGAAGGGGAAGGGGAAGGGGAGCCGCUGCCCCUCGCCCCCAGCCUGGGGCGGCUUCCAGCUGUCCCGGUGCAGCGCCGUCCACAACGAGUUCAAGAUUAUCAGGACCACCAAGAGGGAACAGCUCCAGGGGCUGAACGACCGCUUGGUCGGCUACAUCGGCAAGGUGCGACGGCUGGAGCAGCAGAACAAGGCUCUGGAGGCCGAGGUGGGUCUGCUCCGGCAGCGGCAGAGCGAGCCCUCCCGGCUCAACCAGGGGCACCAGCAGGAGGUCCGCCACCUCCGCACCCGCCUGGAGGGGCUGAGCCACGACCAGCGCCGGGUCCAGCUGGACUGCCAGCGCCUGGCCGACCGCCUGCGGAAGCUGCAGGGCGAGUACCAGCAGGAGCUGCGGCAGCGCCGGGAGGCCGAGGGCACCCUCCGCCGCUGCCGGAAGGACGUGGACGCCGCCGCCCUGGCCAGGCUGGAGCACGAGAAGAGGAUCGAGUCCCUGCUGGACGAGAUCGCCUUCAGGAAGAAGAUUCACCAAGAGGAUCUGGCCGAGUUACAAGCUGCCCUGCAGGCGUCCCAGGUGUCUGUGGAGAUCGAUGUGAGCAAGCCAGAUCUGUCAGCAGCACUAAAGGAGAUCAGGUCCCAGUACGAGAUCAUAGCAUCGAAGAACCAGCAGGCUGCGGAGGAGUGGUACAAAUCCAAAUUUGCCAAUUUCACCGAGAGUGCCGCACGAGGCAGUGAGGCUGCCCGCACAGCCAGAGAGGAGGUUUCAGAGUAUCGGCGCCAGCUGCAGACACGCAAUAUUGAAAUUGAAGCCAUCAAAAGUGCCAAUGAGUCCCUGGAGAAACAACUGCAGGAGAUGGAGGACAGACAUAAUGCAGAGAUCGGCAACCUGCAGGAGACCAUUAACCAGCUUGAAGACGCUUUGGGGUCAACAAAAAGUGAAAUGUCUUGCCACCUGAGAGAGUACCAAGACUUGCUCAAUGUCAAGAUGGCCCUGGACAUCGAGAUAGCUGCAUACAGGAAACUUCUGGAGGGUGAGGAGACUCGGCUGAACACAAUAGGUGGCAGCACCUCUGCAUUCCUGAACCCCACCUACUCAUACCCCUCUACCGUACUUUCUGGGACAAAGACCUUCUUGGCUACCAACUUCAGGAAGAGCGCAGGAGCGGGUGGCACAGAGAAGACACCAGCCUCAAAGGAUGAGAAGUCUUCGGAGGAGGAGAAACUGGAAAAAAUGAAGAGCAAGAAUUAAUUUCUUUCCUUCAUCAUUCAGCCUGCUGUUCCUUCCCAUUUCCAAACCCCUCACCCACCAAGGAAAACAAUAAAAAAGAGUAAGGUUUCUAGCUAAACCUUAGGAUAUUUUACAGUCAUCACACAGCUUCCAUGAGACAGU
Molecule: messenger RNA, 1515 nt
Organism: Carcharodon carcharias (great white shark)
Lineage: Eukaryota; Metazoa; Chordata; Chondrichthyes; Lamniformes; Lamnidae
Product: low molecular weight neuronal intermediate filament-like
Exons: 4
Coding region: 1-1374 (457 amino acids)
Source: RefSeq, a predicted model, not a curated record